Molecule: messenger RNA, 6558 nt
Organism: Oryzias melastigma (Indian medaka)
Lineage: Eukaryota; Metazoa; Chordata; Actinopteri; Beloniformes; Adrianichthyidae
Gene: chd4a
Product: chromodomain helicase DNA binding protein 4a
Exons: 41
Coding region: 394-6246 (1950 amino acids)
Biological process (GO): negative regulation of transcription by RNA polymerase II; chromatin remodeling
Cellular component (GO): chromatin; NuRD complex; nucleus
Molecular function (GO): ATP-dependent chromatin remodeler activity; DNA binding; ATP binding
Source: RefSeq, a predicted model, not a curated record
UAUAUGUAUGCGAGUGUGUGUGUGGAUAUUAUGGGAUGCCUGCCCCCUGAUCUCUUUGUGUGCGCGCGCGAGCGCGGGGUGUGUGGUGUGCGAAGAAGAGAAAGAGGAGACGACGUCGUGCGCACACGCUACCACAAAAAAACACGGACAUAUAUUUAAAUUACCUGUGCACCGUUACCUUAAGAAAAGAACCUUCCAAGUAUUGACCUAUUGGCAAACUGAUCCUGGAGUUUCUGUUUUGGGGAUCAAGUUACUUGAUUGGCUGCCCCCUCCAAACUACACUGUUGGACCGACUCCAAUCUGGGUCCGAACUCUGGCUAAUCCACAAUCCAAUAACUUUAUUUAGUUAGCUAAACUGUUAGCUAACUAAAAGAAAGUUUUCUGCUAUCCAUUAUGUCUGGAAGUGAAGAUGACAGAGAUGAUUAUGGAGCCCGAGACGACCGCUUAAUGCAAGAUGAAGAGGAAGAGGAGAUCUCGGAGAAUGAGACUCCGAAGGUGAAGAAGAAGAAAAAAGCCAAGAAGAGCAAAGAGAGCAAAAGCAGCAAGAGGCGGUCUCGCAGAGAGGAGCUGGCCAUCAGCUCCCCAGAGCCCAUGGACAUAGGUGGGAUAGAAGAUGCAGAUGAUGGGCCAGGCCAGCGCUCUGAGAGUGAGGGCAGUGACUACACUCCAGGCCGCAAGAAGAAGAAACGAGGCGGCUCCAGUAAAGAGAAGAAGAGGAACAGUGCAGGGGUCGAGCGAAGCUCCAAAAGGAAAGAGCCGGAGCCGGAAGAAGAUGAAGAUGAGGACGAUGACGAUUGCUCUGAACCAAAAUCUUCGUCUCAGUUGUUGGAUGAUUGGGGGAUGGAGGACAUCGACCAUGUCUUCACCGAGGAGGAUUACAGAUCCCUGACCAACUACAAAGCUUUCAGCCAGUUCGUCAGACCACUUAUUGCAGCCAAAAACCCCAAGAUCGCAGUGUCAAAGAUGAUGAUGGUUCUGGGUGCAAAGUGGCGCGAGUUCAGCACCAACAACCCCCUCAGAGGUGCAGCUGCUGCCAACGCGGCGCUGGCUACCGCCAACGUACCCGCUGCUGUGGACACCAUGGUGGCAGAGGUCACUCCUGCUGCUGCGGCCCCUCCGGCCCCCGUAGAGCCUCAACCGGCAGCUGCACCUCCACUCCGAAAGGCCAAGACCAAGGAAGGCAAAGGUCCAAAUGCCCGCAAGAAAUCAAAGCCCGUGCCAAAGCCUCAGGAGAAGAAGAAUAAUACCAAAACCAAAAAAGUGGCUCCUCUAAAAAUCAAGCUGGGAGGCUUUAAUAGCAAGAGGAAACGCUCAUCGAGCGAGGAGGACGAGCCGGACGCCGACAGCGACUUCGAAAACGGUAGCAUCAACAGUGUGUCCGUCUCAGAGGGUUCAAACAGCCGCAGCAAGAAGAGGGCCUCCAAGAACAAACCCAAGAAGAAGAAAGAAGCAGAAGAUGGUGAUGGCUAUGAGACCGACCACCAGGACUACUGCGAGGUUUGCCAGCAGGGAGGGGAGAUCAUCCUGUGUGACACCUGCCCCAGAGCCUACCACAUGGUGUGCCUGGACCCCGACAUGGAGAAGGCACCCGAGGGCACCUGGAGUUGCCCUCACUGUGAGAAGGAGGGCAUCCAGUGGGAAGCCAGAGAGGACGUCUCAGAAGCAGAAGAGGACAACGGUGAGACAGGAGAGAUGGAAGAGGACGACCACCACAUGGAGUUCUGCAGGGUUUGUAAGGAUGGAGGAGAGCUGCUGUGCUGCGACUCCUGCCCCUCGUCGUACCACAUCCACUGUCUGAACCCCCCACUGCCCGAGAUUCCCAACGGAGAGUGGAUCUGCCCUCGCUGCACAUGUCCACCCAUGAAAGGAAAGGUACAGAAAAUCUUGACAUGGCGAUGGGGAGAGCCCCCGCCCCCCACUGUGGUACCCCGCCCUCCAGAACUGCUGCCCGAUGCCCCCGACCCCCCUCCUCUGAAGGGACGGGCAGAGCGGGAGUUCUUCGCCAAAUGGUGCAACAUGUCGUACUGGCAUUGCUCCUGGGUCUCUGAGCUGCAGCUGGAGAUGCACUGCCAGGUGAUGUUCAGGAACUACCAGAGGAAGAACGACAUGGACGAACCGCCGCCCAUCGACUUUGGCGAGGGAGAGGAGGAUAAAUAUGUCAAGAGGAAGAGCAAGGAUCCCACAUAUGUUCACCUGGAGGAGAAGUACUUCCGCUUUGGAAUAAAGAUGGAGUGGUUGAUGAUUCACCGCAUCCUGAACCACAGCGUGGACAGAAAAAACAACGUCCAUUAUUUGAUCAAGUGGAGGGAGCUUCCGUACGAUCAGGCCACCUGGGAGGCCGAGGACAUGGAUAUACCGGAGUUUGACGUCUACAAGCUGCAGUACUGGAACCACAGGGAGCUGAUGAUGGGAGACGACGGGAGACCCGGGAAGAAGAUCAAAGUAAAAGGAAGAGUGAAGCGGCCGGAGAGGCCUCCUGAGAACCCUGUGGUUGAUCCAACAAUCAAGUUCGACCGCCAACCGGAUUACCUGGACAGUACUGGUGGGACGCUGCACCCCUACCAGCUGGAGGGUCUGAACUGGCUGCGGUUCUCCUGGGCCCAAGGCACCGACACCAUUCUGGCUGAUGAAAUGGGUCUGGGAAAGACGGUCCAGACCGCAGUGUUCCUCUACUCGCUCUACAAAGAGGGUCAUUCUAAGGGCCCCUUCUUGGUCAGCGCCCCUCUGUCCACCAUCAUCAACUGGGAGAGGGAGUUCGAGAUGUGGGCGCCCGACAUGUACGUGGUGACCUACAUCGGAGACAAGGAUAGCCGAGCCGUCAUCAGGGAGAACGAGUUUUCCUUUGAGGACAACGCCAUCCGAGGAGGCAAGAGGGCGUCCAGGAUGAAGAAAGACUCGUCCAUCAAGUUCCACGUCCUGCUGACGUCCUACGAGCUGAUCACCAUCGACAUGGCCGCCCUGGGCUCCAUUGACUGGGCCUGCCUGGUGGUGGAUGAGGCUCACAGGCUAAAAAACAACCAGUCUAAGUUUUUCAGGGUGCUGAACAACUACUCUCUGCAGCACAAGCUGCUGCUGACCGGAACUCCUCUGCAGAACAACCUGGAGGAGCUGUUCCACCUGCUCAACUUCCUCACACCUGAGAGGUUCAACAACUUGGAGGUCUUCCUGGAAGAGUUUGCCGACAUCGCCAAGGAGGACCAGAUCAAGAAGCUGCAUGACAUGCUGGGUCCGCACAUGCUCAGGAGGCUGAAGGCUGACGUCUUCAAGCACAUGCCUUCUAAGACCGAGCUGAUCGUACGAGUGGAGCUCAGCCCCAUGCAGAAAAAAUAUUACAAAUAUAUCCUGACGAAAAACUUUGAGGCCCUUAACACCAAAGGAGGAGGCAACCAGGUUUCAUUGCUCAAUGUUGUCAUGGACCUCAAGAAAUGCUGCAACCACCCCUACCUCUUCCCUGCAGCUGCUAUGGAAGCUCCCAAACUGCCAAACGGGAUGUAUGAUGGAAGCGCUCUGACAAAGUCCUCUGGGAAACUGCUGCUGCUGCAGAAGAUGAUGAGGAAGCUGAAGGAGGGCGGGCACAGAGUGCUCGUUUUCUCUCAGAUGACUAAAAUGUUGGAUCUGCUGGAGGACUUCCUAGAGAACGAAGGCUACAAGUAUGAAAGGAUAGAUGGAGGAAUCACAGGAGGGAUGAGGCAGGAAGCUAUCGAUCGCUUCAAUGCUCCUGGAGCUCAGCAGUUUGCCUUCCUGCUGUCGACGAGGGCCGGAGGGUUGGGCAUCAACCUGGCCACAGCCGACACCGUCAUCAUCUACGACUCGGACUGGAAUCCUCACAAUGACAUCCAGGCCUUCAGCAGAGCUCAUCGAAUCGGGCAAAACAAGAAGGUGAUGAUCUACCGCUUUGUCACCAAGGCUUCAGUGGAGGAGAGGAUCACUCAGGUUGCCAAAAAGAAGAUGAUGCUGACUCACCUGGUGGUCCGACCUGGUCUUGGGUCUAAGACGGGCUCCAUGUCCAAGCAGGAGCUGGACGACAUCCUCAAGUUUGGAACAGAGGAGCUCUUUAAGGAUGAGGGAGAAGAAAACAAGAACAAAGAGGAGGACAGCAGCAUCAUCCACUACGACGAUAAAGCCAUCGACCGACUGCUGGACAGGAACCAGGACGCCACCGACGACACAGAGCUGCAGAGCAUGAACGAGUACCUGAGCUCCUUCAAAGUGGCUCAGUAUGUGGUCAAAGACGAGGAGGAGGAGGAGGAGGAGGUGCAGCGGGAGAUCAUCAAGCAGGAGGAGAGCGUGGAUCCAGACUACUGGGAGAAGCUGCUGCGGCAUCACUACGAGCAGCAGCAGGAGGAUCUGGCUCGAAACCUGGGCAAAGGCAAACGCAUCCGCAAGCAGGUCAACUACAACGACGGGUCACAAGAAGAUCGAGCUGAUUGGCAGGAUGACCAGUCGGACGGCCAAUCGGAUUACUCUGUGGCGUCAGAGGAAGGUGACGAGGACUUCGAUGAGCGAUCAGAAGCAAACUCCCGCAGGCCGAACAGGAAGGGCCUGAGGAACGACAAAGACAAGCCACUGCCCCCCCUGCUGGCCAGGGUGGGAGGCAACAUUGAGGUGUUGGGUUUCAACUCUCGGCAGAGGAAGGCCUUCCUGAACGCUGUGAUGCGUUAUGGGAUGCCCCCUCAAGACGCUUUUACCACCCAGUGGUUGGUCCGAGACCUACGAGGGAAAUCUGAGAAAGAAUUCAAGGCCUAUGUGUCUCUGUUUAUGCGCCACCUCUGUGAACCCGGAGCUGACGGAGCCGAAACCUUUGCAGACGGCGUUCCCAGAGAAGGCCUGUCGCGCCAACACGUCCUCACUCGCAUUGGAGUUAUGUCGCUUAUUCGCAAGAAGGUGCAGGAGUUCGAGCACGUCAACGGGCAGUGGUCCAUGCCCUGGAUGGCUGAGCUGGAGGAGAACAAGCGGGCCGCGGCUCAGCCCGACUCUCCUGGAAAAACUCCGUCCACCGGCACGCCCGCCGACACGCAGCCCAACACCCCCGCUCCAGCAGACGACUCCUCAAAGAACGAGGAGAUGAAGGACGGAGAGAAGGAUUUGAAGAAGGAGACGGAGACAGAGAAAAACGACAAAGAUCCUGUCAAAGGCAGCGACGAGGUCAUCGCCAUUCCAGACGACGAAGAGAAGAGUCCCGCUUCAGAGCAGGAGAAGAAGAACGGCGUGGAGGCCAUGGAGACGGACAAGCCGAGCAACGGCGAGGCCGAGAGCGCCAAAGAGAAGGAGGCCGAGAAAGAAGGAGAGGAGAAGAGUCCAGAGGGAGGAGAGGAAGCGAAGCCGGCUGCAGAGGCUAAAACAGAGGGGUCAGAGGUCAAACCCGGCGACGCGGAGAUGAAAGAAGAAACUAAGGAAGAAAAGACAGAAAAGAUGGACACCACUCCACCAGAUGUAAAGAAAGAUCUGAAGGACGACAAAGAGACUCCAAAGCCAGAGGAGGCCACCAAACUGCAGAACGGAGACGGCAGCAAAGAGGGCGCGGCGCCGGCCACCACCGCCGCCUCGGCCAGCAGCGUGAGCGAGGAGAAAAAGAAGGCCAAAACUCGCUUCAUGUUCAACAUCGCAGACGGAGGAUUCACAGAGCUGCACUCUUUGUGGCAGAACGAGGAGCGCGCCGCCACGGUUACAAAGAAAACCAACGAGAUCUGGCACCGUCGCCAUGACUACUGGCUGCUGGCUGGCAUCAUCCAACACGGAUACGCUCGCUGGCAGGACAUCCAGAACGACGUCAGGUUCGCCAUCCUCAACGAGCCUUUCAAAGGGGAAAUAAACCGAGGAAACUUCCUGGAAAUCAAGAACAAGUUCCUCGCCAGAAGAUUUAAGCUGUUGGAGCAGGCGCUCGUGAUCGAGGAGCAGCUGCGCCGAGCUGCCUACCUCAACAUGUCAGAGGACCCCUCUCACCCCUCCAUGGCCCUCAACACUCGCUUCAGUGAGGUGGAGUGUCUGGCCGAGUCCCACCAGCACCUGAGCAAGGAGUCCAUGUCUGGGAACAAACCGGCCAACGCCGUCCUGCACAAAGUGCUGAAGCAGCUGGAGGAGCUGCUGAGUGACAUGAAGGCAGACGUCACGCGCCUCCCAGCAACCAUCGCCCGGAUACCCCCGGUUGCUGUGCGACUCCAGAUGUCCGAGAGGAAUAUCCUGAGUCGUCUGGCAAGCAGAGCCCCCGAGGCACCGGCACAGACGCAGCAGAUGUCACAGCAGUAGACUGAAAAACGUCUCUAACCUGGAGCCCCUUCCUCAUGUCAACAUUCCUGAUUGGCGCACGGCCGAAGGACAGACUGGGCGCCCAAGCUUGAAGCCACACCCACUUCGCUCCCUUCAUUCUUAAUGAACUUUACAGAGUUUUUUUGUGGAGGAUCAAAUCUUCUGACUCUCCAAGAAUGAGGCCGUGGACAAAAAGCUAUUUUAUUUUUUUCCUUUUUUUUUUUUUUUCUUUUUCAAGUUCUGUAUUAAUAUUAUUGAUAUAAUGUUAUUAUCAUGGUUUUUUGGGACCUAAAUAAAAAACAAAAAAAAGUA